AUAAUCAAGCUUCUGUGUUUUCAGGGAUAUUCAUUUUUUAAAUGUCACAGAGCGCAAAAGGUACUGUGCAACAUGAAUUCUUUUACUUUUUGCAACUUCCUUGGGCUUAAAAGAAUUCAUAUCUUCCAUCGGCAAUCUCUCCCACUGGCCAAACUGCAAUUUCUCAAGCAAACGUCACAUGUAAUAAACUGGCUGCACGUGAGCCGGGAGCGCUCAGAGAAGAAUAAUUCAAUACGCAUGAGCACGCGCUCCGACUGCGCGCUCUCAAUUCACGUUAUACUUUCGAACGCGUUGUAUUACAGUGCCUAAUUUGAAAUCAUACAAAUAUUAACUCCGUAGAUGUGGACGACAGGAUUCAGUUGGUUAAAAGGUAAUGAUGCGACGAUAAUCAAAUCAGUCAAAGAUCUCUUCAGCACACUGGACAGCACUCAUCGACAACAACCGACACUUAACAGCGGUCAUUUUUACCAAAGCAGAAUGGAAAGCAGCAAAGAUGAGCCACCGAGGACCCAAAGGGAGAGCAAGGACAAAAACUCGCAACAAAUCAGCUGCUAUUGACUUUGGACAGAGUCAUGAACUUAUUGGAUAUAUUUCUAGAACUACUCAUCGUUGUAAUUGCAGUGGUGUCACUCGUGGCGAACUCGCUGGUGUUACUAUGCUUCACCUGCAGCGCACAAGUUCGUGCACAGGUGCCAGCGAUCUUCAUCACGAACCUCUCAUUCUGCAACAUCCUCAUCGCUGUUCUCAACAUGCCUUCUACCCUGCUUGGGGUCGUCAAACAACAGAAGCCUUUCGGCGACCACUUUUGUUAUACAGUGUGCUUUAUGGAUACUUUUCUGACUACCAACACGAUGUUGAGCAUGGCAGUUCUCAGCAUAGACCGCUGGAUAGCCGUGGUUUUUCCUUUGACUUAUCCCAGCAAAAUGAGACUCAAGAAUGCCGCGCUAAUGGUCAGCUAUGCCUGGCUUCACUCGCUCGCGUUCUCGCUCACUCCUCUCCUGCUGUCCUGGGUCGAUUACAGUCCCGCGUACGCGUCUUGCACCGUGCACCUGAGAGAAGAUGCUGAGAGCCGCGGUCACUUCAUGGUGUUCACCGCGGUCUUCCACGCGUGUACCUUCGCCCUCUCGCUUUUCAUCCUAUGCUUUGCCUACCUGAAAGUCCUACAAGUGGCGCGCUUCCAUUGUAAGAGGAUAGAUGUCAUAACGGUGCAGACACUUUUACUACUUGUCGACAUUCAUCCGAGUGUAAAACAACGGUGCUUACUGGAACAGAAGAAAAGGAGACAGAGGGCCACUAAGAAAAUCUGCAUUUUCAUCGGGUCGUUCGUCCUGUGCUUCGCCCCCUAUGUCAUAACACGACUGACUGAACUGGCUCCUUCAGUAAAAAUCAACCGUUAUUGGGGGAUCAUGAGCAAGUGCUUGGUGUACAGCAAAGCUGCGUCUGACCCUUUCGUCUACUCCCUCUUACGGCAACAAUAUAAGAAGGCCCUUUUUGGAAUUUGCAACAGGAUUUUGGGACGGAACUUAUACACACUUUCUGGUGACAGCAGUCCCUCAGGCAUGGAAAAUGAAUGCUAUUCACAAAGGGUUAACAAGCUGAUGGAGGAUAAUUGUCACUAGAGCAGGUAAAAAAGGCUGACAACUGACACUCUCAUAAAUAUGUGCUCAGCAUUGGACUGGUUAGUCAGUGGCUAAAUGCCACACCAAACUGCCUGUAAUUUCUGAAAUAAUGGCGCACACUGUAUCAUUUCUGUCUGUUAAAACCAUGGUAGGUGAAAACGUUUGCCAAUCACUGGAUUUUCUUUUAUUGAAUUCAGACCAUGAAGUUUUGCACACUCAACUGUUAUAAAUGUAUGACUCUUUAUUCACAACAUAGUACUGUAAUGUGUAUUAUAAUGUACAUUCUGAAAUA
This is a messenger RNA of Onychostoma macrolepis, 1911 nucleotides long. RefSeq names its product G protein-coupled receptor 78a (gene gpr78a). The record is from RefSeq and is a predicted model, not a curated record. Bases 573 to 1619 code for a protein of 348 amino acids. The transcript has 3 exons. Gene Ontology annotation, molecular function: G protein-coupled receptor activity. Gene Ontology annotation, biological process: adenylate cyclase-activating G protein-coupled receptor signaling pathway. Gene Ontology annotation, cellular component: membrane. Lineage: Eukaryota; Metazoa; Chordata; Actinopteri; Cypriniformes; Cyprinidae.